Messenger RNA from Anthostomella pinea, 1512 nucleotides. Lineage: Eukaryota; Fungi; Ascomycota; Sordariomycetes; Xylariales; Xylariaceae. The record is from the annotation of a GenBank genome assembly.
AUGGAUUCGCAGCAAUUCCGAGAAGCGGCCAUUUCGUCUCUCGACCAGAUCAUCAUCUACUAUGAGACCAUCGAGGAUCGCCGGGUCACACCCACUGUGGAGCCGGGCUACCUGAGAAAGCUGCUGCCGGAAGAGGCACCGCAGGAGGGCGAGCCGUGGGCCGAUAUCCAGAAGGAUAUCGAAGCCAAGAUCAUGCCCGGCAUCACGCACUGGCAAUCCCCCAACUUCCUGGCUUGGUUUCCGUCAUCUAGCAGCUACCCAGGCAUGCUGGGCGAGAUGUGGUCGACGGCCUUCACAGGGGCGGCCUUCAACUGGAUUUGCAGUCCGGCCGUGACGGAGCUGGAAACCAUAGUCCUGGACUGGAUAGCCCGCGCCUUCAACCUGCCGCCCUGCUUCCUCUCAACAGGCCCCACCAACGGCGGCGGCGUGAUACACGGCACGACGUCCGAAGCCAUCGCCACAGUCAUGGUGGCCGCACGCGACAAGUACCUCCGGGAAGCAACCGCGCAAAUCACCGACGAGGACGAGCGCGAGGAUGCCAUAGCGCUGCGGCGCGGGCGACUUGUCGCGCUGGGAUCCACGGCCACGCACAGCGCGACCAAGAAGGCGGCGCAAAUCGCCGGUGUGCGGCACCGCGCGGUCUCUGUGCGGGCUGAGGAUGGCUAUGCCAUGACGGGCAAGGGGCUCCGCGAGACUAUCGAGGCGCUGCGCGGGCGCGGGCUCGAGCCAUUCUACCUCACGGCUACGAUGGGUACCACCGAUGUGUGUGCCGUCGACGACAUGGCGGGAAUCGCGGAGGUGCUGGCGGAGCUGGCGCCGCCGGGGCAGAAGGGGGAGAUCUGGGUGCACGUAGACGCAGCCUACGCCGGCUCCUCGCUCGUGUGCCCGGAGUACAACACGGUACUCACGACGCACUUCGACCGCUUCCACAGCUUCAACACGAACCUUCAUAAGUGGCUUUUGGUGAACUUCGACUGCAGCGUGCUGUUCGUGCGCUCGCGGCGCGACCUGACCGACGCGCUGUCCGUCACGCUGCCCAUCUUACAGAACGCCGCCACCGACAGCGGCCUCGUGACCGACUACCGCGACUGGCAGAUCCCCUUCGGCCGCCGCUUCCGCUCCCUCAAGGUCUGGUUCGUCAUCCGCUCGUACGGCAUCGCCGGGCUGCGGUCCCACAUUCGCGACCGCGUCGCGCUGGCCGAGGGCUUCGCCGCCAUGGUGAGGGAGAGGUCGGACUUGUUUGAGAUUGUUGCCGGGCCCGUGUUCGCGCUGACGGCGUUUAAGAUGAGGGGACGUGGGGAGGGUGCGAGCUUGGAUGAGCAGAAUGAGCUUACGAAGAAGAUGUAUGAGAGGGUGUUGGCGGACGGCAGGAUCUUCCUGUCGAGCACGGUGGUGGGUGGCACGUUUGCCAUCCGACACAACCCGACGGCGGUCUUGGUGAGGGAGCACCACGUCAAGCCGCAUUUCGAUAUUCUGGUGGAGGCGGCGGAGAAGACGCUUGCCGAGGCGUGA